Molecule: messenger RNA, 1916 nt
Organism: Carassius gibelio (silver crucian carp)
Lineage: Eukaryota; Metazoa; Chordata; Actinopteri; Cypriniformes; Cyprinidae
Product: mitochondrial ornithine transporter 1
Exons: 7
Coding region: 419-1330 (303 amino acids)
Biological process (GO): mitochondrial L-ornithine transmembrane transport
Molecular function (GO): L-ornithine transmembrane transporter activity
Source: RefSeq, a predicted model, not a curated record
AUGAUUGGUGAGACGCGAGCCAUGCUUGCUGAUAUUGUGGUCUGUAACUCCUCCCCGAGCUCCCCGUCUUGCUCUCUAUCAUUGGCUGUCGGUCAUCACCGAUGUAGUUUUCAGUUAGAACACUUUUCAUGCUUUUAGAACACAGCAUGAUUUUGAAUCGCCGACAGGUCUCGGUCUAGCAUGCCAAACUCGGCUUUACACGCCCAUGCACUGCGUGUGUUAACAUGUCCACACACGUGGAGCUGAUCGAGGAAGUGUGAGUGUUAGUACUGGCUUCAGGUGUGUUUUUCGUCAGUAUUAAAGAGUACCUCUUUCACAGGAAGGUUUGUACUGAUGCUCUUCAACCAAGCACAUUAUUGAAGUGUCAGACAGUUGUCCAUAAGGAGGACGAAGUGAUGCAGUAUUGAAGAAGUUAACUAUGGCUCCACAUCCUGUCACUCAGGCCAUCAUUGAUCUGUCCGCUGGAGCAUGUGGUGGGAUUGCAUGUGUGCUAAGCGGGCAGCCCUUUGAUACAGCCAAGGUGAAGAUGCAGACUUUCCCAAGCUUGUACAGAGGCUUUGUCCACUGCUUCGUCUCGGUCUAUAAACAGGUUGGACUGCGAGGGCUCUAUCAGGGCACCACACCUGCCCUCAUUGCCAACAUUGCUGAAAAUGCUGUGCUCUUCAUGAGCUACGGCUUCUGCCAAAAUGUUGUGCGCUUUGUUUUAGGACUGGACCAAUGCACAGAACUCAGUGAUGUUCAGAAGGCCUGCUCAGGCUCUGUUGCGUCAAUCUUCUCCUCUCUGGCUUCAUGCCCCACUGAACUGGUUAAAUGUCGGCUGCAGGCCAUGCAUGAAAUGGAGGCAUCCGGCAAGAUCGCCAGUGGACAGAAAAGCACGGUGUGGUCUGUUGUGAAAAAUGUGUUACGGACAAACGGACCUCUGGGCUUCUAUCAGGGUCUCACCACCACUAUAGUCCGUGAGAUACCUGGAUACUUCUGUUUCUUUGGAGGAUAUGAGCUCAGCCGCUCAAUGUUUGCCCAACACAUGGGAAGAGACAAAGAGCACAUAGGUGUUGUGCCCUUGAUGAUCAGUGGUGGUUUUGGCGGUGCCUGUCUGUGGUUGGUUGUGUACCCCAUAGACUGUGUGAAGUCUCGCAUCCAGGUUCUGUCUUUAGCAGGGAAACAGGAAGGCUUCCUCAAGACUCUUAUGGGGAUUUUACGAAAUGAGGGAGUGGCUCCACUGUAUUCCGGUUUGACCUCUACUAUGAUCCGAACAUUUCCUGCCAAUGGAGCUCUCUUUUUAGCCUAUGAAGUCAGUCGCAAGAUAAUGAUGCAACAGUUUGCCCUCUAGUGCAUUUGGUUGCGUUUUGGAACAUCCUUAGUGAUGUCUUGGUAUACAUAUCUGAACAACUUUAAAGGCUAAAAAGGCCUGUGUUUGACAAAUAUGUGAACAAACAAUAUUGUAUUUUACUGUAUUUUAAUGUUUUUGAUGUUUUAUAAAAUUAACUCUCUAUGCUGCAACCUCUUAGACUUUAACUACACAAAUACAACCACUUUACAAAAAUGAUUAAAUAUUUAGUAAAUAUUAAAGAUUAAAAAUUGUUUAUUUAGAAAUUAAAUAUUAAUUUAAGCGUUUUAUCAAAUAUUUGGAAUUAUUUACAAAUACUAUUGAUAUUAAAUUAAUAUUUAUGUUGUAUUAAAGAACUACAAAUACUACCAUGUUAAGGAUAAUUAUUUAUUUUUAUAUUUGUUUAUUAACACAUUCAUUUAUAUUAUCGUAUUUGUUUUUAUUUCCUAUUAUUAGUUAUUUAUUUUUAAUUUCUGCACAUUUGUAACUCCAUAGAAUGCUGCUCCUUUCCAAACAAUGGCAGUUCACACUGACCAAACUGAUUAACUUUCAAAGGGACAAAAACAUGUUAAACAUAUCACAAAGUAGU